Messenger RNA from Arachis ipaensis, 519 nucleotides. RefSeq lists its product as uncharacterized. Lineage: Eukaryota; Viridiplantae; Streptophyta; Magnoliopsida; Fabales; Fabaceae. The record is from RefSeq and is a predicted model, not a curated record.
AUGGCCUACCAGCCACAGACAAACGGCCAAGCCGAGGUUUCCAAUCGGGAGAUCAAACCUUGCCAUUUACCGGUAGAGAUAGAUCACAAAGCAUAUUGGGCCGUCAAGGAGUGCAAUUCUAGUUUGGGAGGGGCCAGAAUAGAGAGAAAGCUACAACUAGUGGAAUUAGAGUAUUUGCGGUUAGAAGCUUAUGAGAACUCUAGACUUUACAAGGAAAGGAUGAAAGCCGUGCACGAUAAGACCAUAAGAGGAAAAGAAAUUAGAGCCGGCGACCUAGUCCUCCUCUACAGUUCAAGAUUGAGGUUGAUGCCCGGAAAGCUUAGGUCAAGAUGGGAAGGACCUUACAAAGUCAAAAAGGCGGAGCAGUACGGUGUCUAUCAUUUGCGCCAUCCUUCAAGCUCCGACAUUUUCAAAGUCAAUGGGCAUCGACUAAAGUUGUAUCAUGGCGAAAAGUUGAAAAGCAACAAGGAGAUGGAGGUGUUCUUUUUGGAAGAUGCACCUAAUGGCAACAAGAAUUGA